This is a messenger RNA of Sebastes umbrosus (honeycomb rockfish), 2812 nucleotides long. RefSeq lists its product as uncharacterized. Lineage: Eukaryota; Metazoa; Chordata; Actinopteri; Perciformes; Sebastidae. The transcript is spliced from 10 exons. The record is from RefSeq and is a predicted model, not a curated record. Bases 487 to 2535 code for a protein of 682 amino acids.
UAAAAUCACUACUUUAUAAUAUUCUCACUUUAUUCUCAUAAUACUACGACUUUUUUUCUCGUAAACUAGUGACUUUAUUCUUGAAAUCUCAGAUUUCAAAACCCAAUGAAGAAGCAGAUGAGUUGAAGAAAGAGCAGGACAACCACUAAUAUCAAAGUUAUACCACAACCGCUGCGUCACAUUCGAUAACCAAGGUAACCGUUACUAUAGCUGCGAUCACUGAGCAACACGGCGGACAGCAGCUCCUCGCUGUCUGUCGGUGGCUGAAGAAAGAGCAGGACACGGUUCACCGACAAAUCAUCCACCAGGACAACAAGAAGAUGAACCAGGACCUUAACGCUGCGAACAAAGAGUGCCGUCAAAACUGGUAAUAGUGAACAACUUCAUUGACAUUUUGUAACCUAGCUAGUUAGCUAACAUUAGCCACCGGAAGUGCAGUGAGCGCGCUCAGAGCCCGCCGGCGCCAGUCCGUCCCUCCAGUCCGUCAUGACUCCUCAGCAGCAGCAGGCUGUCCACCACUCCUCCAUCAUCACCCAGAGAGUACAGCUAACCUUCAAACUCUUCCUGCUGGAGAAUGCCCGAAACACACUUGAACAGGAACUUCUCAAACUCACCAACAAGGCCUAUGGAGAGGUUCAAGGUUUCUUGAAUUCAUCCUUUCCCACUAACAUUGGUGUCUUCAGUGAUGUUGCUGAGGCUUUGGAUACAACAUGUCAAGCCAUCGACAAGCUCUCAGCUUCAUUAAAAGACCUCACAGUUGAGCCACAAGUUUGUGUCCAGCUGAUUGUCAAAAAUGGAAGAAGAACAAAUCAACUCCAGCCACUCAGACACAAAGGGAUCCUAAUGUCCGAUGUUGUCAAGUUCGGGCCCAUGUUGCAGAGCUCGCUCAUGGCGAGCUCCAUAGCCAAAGCAGUCCAGGUGCUUGGGGCCACGCUGUCCCACCAGCAGUUGAAACAUUUCCUCAUCUCCCAGCCUGCAGCGGUCCAGCAGGAUGACGUGUUAUGCAGCAUCUCGUCCAGCUACAACAGGGCUGUUACGGCUACGAGCCCAUCCUCUCACUUAAAAGCUGAAGAAACAGAACAUGCUGUUGUUUUUGACGAGCAACGCCCAUCAGAUGCUGUGAUUCUUCCACCUGCGACUAUUGAGAGACCCGAGAUUAACCCAGAGAGGCCACCACUACUACUACCUCCCAUACAAGCUAUACUCCCAGAGAUCAGUAACCCUAAACCAAUGAAAAUAACCCCACUAAUGAGCUGGGGAUGGGAGGAUGAUGUCCAGGUGCAACACCAAAAACAAACAUCCUCUCAGCUGCUUCACUUCCUCAGAGCAAAAGCUAAAAACAUGGGUGCACUGGAGGUCACUGUCAUGGAGUUGAGUAAAAUUAUGCACACUUCAAGUUUGCCACAGUGGCCUACCAUCAAGACACAAAGCUACCAACUCCGACACGUUGCGACGGAUGAUCUGAUCAAUGCGCUAGCUCCGAAAACGUUAUGUGCAGACAUUGAAAACCAAGCCCCAGUCUUCAGAGUGAAAAGAGUGGAAUCAAGCGGCUCUCUGACCUACACUUGUGUGAUUGCAACAAAGACUGAAUUGUGGGAUAUUGGAGACAUCUUCACAGAGGUGGGACAUGGAGACUCUGAAGCUAGCCCCUUGGAAAAUGAAGACUGCCAAAAUCUCACGGCUCAGGUGGAAAACUCCCAUCUAAACGUCCAAGCUCUCCAGUACACAGAACCUGAACAAGUGAGCCAUUUUGUGGAUGCAAAAACGCCAGCGAUCAACGGCGUUACCAUUCCUAAGUUCCAAAACCGGAGGUUUGAAGAGACUGAAGUUGUGGUGUCUCAUAUUAUCAGCCCAGGAAACUUCUACAUCCAACACGCAAACUCCAUCACGAAGCUGCAGGCCCUCGUCACAGACAGCUGGAACGCCAGUAGUUCAUAUGCCGAGCAGAACUGCAUUCCAGACAUUGGAACCAAAGUAAUGGGUUGGUUCCCUAAGCAAGAACAAUGGUGCAGGGCUCAGGUGACGAAGAUAUGUGGAGUAAGUGGAGAUAAUAAUGCCACCGAUGGUGCUGGGAGCGAGACCUCCAUCAAGGUGGAGGUGAAGAAGCUGGACCACGGCGACACAGCCUGCCUGUCACUGUUGAACAUCAAAGAGCUGACCCCAGAAAUGGCCGUCCUGCCACUCCAGGCUGUACAGGUCGCACUGGCAAAUGUGACGCCUGUAAAUGGGAGUGAUUGGUCUGAGGAGGCAGUGGGCUGGUUCAAAGCAAUGGUGCACAACAGAACGCUCUUUGCCAGACUUUACCCACAGGGGCCCAAAGUUACUGUCGAGCUAUUCUUGGAAAAAGGAAAGCUUGGAGCUAUGAGGAGGGGUGCAUCGCUCUCUUUGAGACUGGCCCAGAACGGACACGCAAAACAUAGCAAACUGAAAAACGUCGGCCUCAUGAAAACAAGCACAGUUCAACUUAAAAUGAGGAAACAGCACUCGGAGUGGGAGAAAUACCUCAUCUCGUGCUAUACUCGAAGUAGGAAGUAAUUCAGAAAGCAGAGAAUGUGUUGUUUUGUGGGUGUCAUUUUGUCUGGCUUGUCUGACAGCCAACCAAUGUCAAAUGUGAAAUAGAAAUGGCAGCCCCUGACACGAAGCACAAAUGUUAACACUGAGACAUUUAAUGAUUCUUUAUAUAUAUAUGUAUAUAUCUAUAUAUAUAUAUAGAUAUAUACGUUUUUGUUUAUUUUUUGUGGGCGGGGGCAUUUUAUGCCUUUUUAUUUGAUAGUAAUAGUGGAGAGAGACAGGAAAUGAGGGGAGAGAGAAG